CCCGACCUGCCACGUCAUUAAAAUUUGCCAUGCCAUCUUGCCCAGCCCAAACCUUGAAUCUACCCGACCCAUGAACCAACAUACCCACACAAAAUAAGAUCUAUCUCAUUUUUCUUUCUAGAUAUAAAAACCAUCUUCUCUAGAGUUCUUCAUUUUUCUUGUCCUUCCUUCGUUAACCUGCUCCAAAUGGUGUCUCGCCUCGUCGACGCCAAAUGAUGGGAUGGUGGAAAGGGAGGCAUGAUGGUGGAAACUGUCGAUGUGCGGCAGAGGCCCAGAAGUGGAAGCUAAUGCUCGAUAGCUUUUUAGGGAUGAAGGAGAGGGAAUCUAAAAAGAAUGAGCAAAAAUCAAGAGGUGAAAUCGUAUAUGCAGAAUCAAAUCACAGAAGAGUUGACUGAAUAAAUCUCUUCCUCCAUCUUUCUUUCUCUCUUUCUUGGGGUCGGAUGCUUGUUCAGUCUGG
Molecule: messenger RNA, 457 nt
Organism: Linum tenue
Lineage: Eukaryota; Viridiplantae; Streptophyta; Magnoliopsida; Malpighiales; Linaceae
Source: the annotation of a GenBank genome assembly